This is a messenger RNA of Solanum verrucosum, 771 nucleotides long. RefSeq lists its product as uncharacterized. Bases 1 to 771 code for a protein of 256 amino acids. The record is from RefSeq and is a predicted model, not a curated record. Gene Ontology annotation, molecular function: nucleic acid binding. The transcript has a single exon. Lineage: Eukaryota; Viridiplantae; Streptophyta; Magnoliopsida; Solanales; Solanaceae.
AUGGUUUUUUUAUCUAAAAAGAAUGAAAGGUACUACCUACUUCCUGAAGAACAUGAGCCUGAUCCAUAUCGCUCUUGCAAAAGUAAAAACUUUAUUCCAAAAGUUGUGUUUAUGGCUGCUGUUGCUCGUCCUCGAUUUGAUGAAAAUAGAAUUGAGCUAUUUUCUGGAAAAAUAGGUAUUUUUCCAUUUGUAGUUAAGGAACCAGCUAAGCGGAAUAGCAAAAAUCGAACAGCAGGAACUCUCAAAACAAAACUCAUUCUAUCAGUAACUAAAGAUAUCACUAGGGCUUGUUUGAUUGAGAAAGUUCUUCCUGCCAUUAGAUCAAAAUGGCCAGCUUCGGAUUCAAACAUUCCUAUCUUUAUACAACAAGAUAAUGCAAGACCACAUAUGGAAUUUGUUGAAGCUGCCCAAAAAGAUGGAUUCGACAUUAGACUAUGUUUUCAACCACCUAACAACCCUGAUUUAAAUGUGUUGGACCUUGGAUUUUUUAGAGCAAUCCAAUCUCUUCAAUAUCAAAAGGAUCCUUCAAAUGUUGAUGAAUUAGUGGAAGUAGUGGAAAGAUCUUUUGAUGAAAUGAAGGUUGAACAACUCAACCAUGUAUUUCUUACUUUACAAUCUUGUAUGAUUGAGGUGAUGAAAGAUAAUGGAGGCAACAACUACAAAGUGCCCCAUUUGAACAAAAACAGAUUAGAAAGAGAAGACAAUCUUCCUCUUCAACUUUGUUGUGAUAUUGGUAUUGUCAAUCAUGUUUCAACUUUACUUCAACAAUGA